AACAAAAAUAAAAAAAUAAAAAAAAAUCUAAAAAAAGGAAAAACGUUCCUCUGUUUACUCUCUUUCGUUCCCUCUUUCUCUGUUUCUCUGCUAACUCUCAAUUUGGAUCUCUAAUGCAUCUUCAUCCAUUUUCGUUUUUUCUUCUCUUACCUCCAUUUUCAUUUUCAUUUUCAUUUUCCCGAUUUGAAAUUGUAGGGAUUGUUUGUGUUUAGCGGUGAAUGAAUGAUUUGUGGUGUGAUCAAGUAUAGGAUUGGGGUUUUGGUGUAAUGGCUUCGAAUCCUCCAUUUCAUAUGGAGGAUCAGGAUGAUGAGGAUUUCUUUGAUAAACUUGUUGAGGAUGAUGUAGGACCUGAUAAGUCUGGUUAUGAUGAUCAAGCCAAUGAUUUUGAUGAUGUCAAAGCAUUUUCAAAUCUAGGUGUUGGUGUUGAUGCUUCUGCAUUUGGAAAUUCAAGUGUUGGAGGAAGUGGUGGUGAGGUGAAAGAGAAAGAGAAAGAGAAAGAGAAAGAGGAUGGUGGAAAUGGACAGGAUGGUGUUAAUUCAUUUGGAUGCGAUGAUUUUACAUAUCGUGGUGAUCAUGGGAUGGAAUCGGGGAAUUCAUCGGGUUCGAGUGUGAGCAAGAACACCGGCAUUCCUAGUUCGGACGUUAAGGAAAAGGAUUGGAAUGCAUUUAAUGCCGAUUCAAGUGGUGGUGGUGUUGGGUUUGGAUCUUAUUCUGAUUUUUUUAGUGAAUUUGGGGAUCAAAAUGGGAAUGGAUAUCAUGAUGAUUCUAACACUGAGAUGAAACUUGGUAAUGAAAUUCCGGGAGAUCAAUAUGGGCAAGGCUAUCAUAAUUCUAAUACUGAGAUGAGACAUGGUAAUGAAAUUUUGAGUGAUGGCUUGAAUGCUUCGGUUGAUUAUGCGCAAUAUCAAGACGGUCAAAGUUAUGAUGCAUCUGCGAGAAGUAGUAUUUGUGGGGAAGACUUAAAUAGCAGUCAGUAUUGGGAGAGUCUUUAUCCUGGAUGGAAGUAUGAUCAUAAUACCGGGCAAUGGUAUCAAGUAGAUGACCAUAAUGCAACAAUCGCUGCUCUGGGAAGCUCGGAAGUCAAUACAGCUAUGGGUUGGAUGGCUGCUUCUGAUGCUAAACCAGAAGUCUCUUAUAUGCAGCAAACUGCGCAAUCUGUUGCUGGAACUUUACCUGAAUCUGGCAUAACUGAAACUGUACCAAGCUGGAAUCAGGGGUCACAAGUGAAUAACGGAUAUCCUGAACACAUGAUUUUUGAUCCUCAGUACCCUGGUUGGUAUUAUGACACUAUUGCCCAAGAAUGGGGCUCGUUAGAGUCUUACAAUUCAUCUGUUCAAUCUGCUUUUCAGGGACUUGAAAAUGGACAUGUGUCUACUGGUACAUUUUUGCAUAAUGGUAACAAUUUGUAUAGAGAUUAUGGUCAAGCCAGCUAUUAUGAGUCACAGAGUGUUGGUAGCCAGGUUGCAAAUAACAAUUGGAUCGGUUCAUAUGGUAUUAAUCAACAGCAAGGUUUGGACACACUCGCAACUGCCACUGCUACUAAAAGUGGGAAUUUUGCAACUUAUGGUGGAAACCAGCAAUUUGAUCAUUCAUUUGGUUCUAGUGUUUCUGUCAAUAAAGAUCAACAAAAUGCUUCUAGCUCAUUUGGAUCAGUUCCAUUUUACAAUAAAGUUAACAAUGGUCACGGUUUGGCUAAUGGAAUUGUUGAAACGCAACGCUUUGCCCCUAGUGGGAACUUUGGUCAACAUUUUAAUUAUUCAAAUACACAGUUCGAUGAACAAAAAAAUUUCUCAAAUGAUUAUGUUGAAAGUAAGCAGCCCUUUGGUUACUCCAAUCAAUCAUUUCAUGGUGGACAACAACACUCUUAUGCCCCUCAUGUUAAAAGAUCAUCAGCUGGGCGUCCUCCUCACGCCUUGGUAACCUUUGGAUUUGGUGGAAAACUCGUGUUAAUGAAAGAUUCUAGUCUUUCGAGCUCAACAUAUGAAAGUCAGAGUGUCGUACAAGGCUCUAUUUCUGUGUUAAACUUGAUGGAAGUUGUCUCAGGAAGUAUUGAUUCUUCCAGUAUUGGAAAUGGCGCUGGUGAUUAUUUUCGUGCUCUCGGCCAGCAAUCAGUCCCAGGUCCAUUGAUUGGUGGGAGUGUUGGAAGUAAAGAGUUGAACAAAUGGAUAGAUGAGAGGAUUGCACACUGCAGGUCCUCUGCCGUGGAUUAUAAGAAAAGUGAAAGAAUGAGACUUCUUCUCUCUUUGCUUAAAAUAGCUUGUCAAUAUUAUGGAAAACUACGUUCUCCUUUUGGUACAGACGCCAUACUAAAAGAAAAUGAUACUCCUGGGUCAGCAGUUGCCAGACUCUUUGCUUCUGCUAAGAUGAAUGGUAAGGAGUGUGGUGUACUGAGCCAUUGCCUGCAAAAUUGGCCUUCUGAAGCACAAAUGCGGGCAACGGCUUCUGAGGUACAAAAUCGUCUUGUCUCUGGAAAAAAGAAGGAAGCUUUGCAAUAUGCACAAGAAGGUCAAAUGUGGGGACCUGCACUUGUUGUUGCUUCACAACUUGGUGAAAAGUACUAUGUUGAUACAGUGAGGCAAAUGGCACUUCGUCAACUGGUUGCAGGGUCUCCUCUGCGCACACUAUGCCUUCUAAUUGCCGGGCAACCAGCUGAAGUUUUCUCUUCUGACAGCUCAAAUAGUGUCGACCCUAGUGCUUUAAAUAUGCCUCAGCAUCCUGCACAGUUUGGAUCUAUUGGCAUGCUUGAUGAUUGGGAGGAGAACUUGGCUGUAAUAACUGCGAAUAGAACCAAAGAUGAUGAGCUUGUAAUAAUUCACCUUGGUGAUUGCUUGUGGAAGGAAAGAAGUCAAAUCAUUGCUGCACACAUCUGUUAUUUAAUCGCUGAAGCAAACUUUGAGUCAUACUCAGACACUGCAAGGCUUUGUCUAUUAGGAGCUGAUCACUGGAAAUUUCCUCGAACUUAUGCUAAUCCAGAGGCUAUCCAGAGGACCGAGUUGUACGAAUAUUCGAAGGUGCUUGGAAACUCUCAGUUUAUUUUGCUUCCGUUUCAGCCAUAUAAGCUUAUAUAUGCAUAUAUGCUAGCCGAAGUGGGAAAGGUUUCAGACUCGUUGAAGUACUGCCAAGCAGUGCUGAAAUCCUUAAAGACUGGCCGUGCACCAGAAGUUGAAACAUGGAAACAAAUGUUAUCAUCUCUCGAGGAGAGGAUUCGAACCCACCAACAGGGAGGGUAUGCGGCAAAUUUGGCUCCUGGCAAAUUAGUGGGCAAAUUGCUGAAUUUUUUUGAUAGUACUGCACAUCGAGUUGUUGGUGGUUUACCACCACCUGCUCCAUCAUCAUCCUCACAAGGAAUUGUCCAUGGAAAUGAACAAAAUUAUCAGCCCGGGGCACAUAGAGUGUCUAACAGCCAAUCAACAAUGGCUAUGUCUUCCUUAGUUUCAUCUGAUUCAAUGGAACCCAUCAGUGAGUGGACAGCUGACAAUAAUAAAAAGACAAAACCUAAUAGAAGUGUUUCAGAGCCAGACUUUGGUAGAAGCCCCCGGCAGGAAACCUCACCUGACUCCCAAAGCAAAGCGACAGGGGGCACAUCUCGCUUUUCUCGUUUUGGUUUUGGCUCACAGCUUUUGCAAAAGAUCACAGUGGGUCUAGUCUUGAAACCUCGCCCUGGAAAACAGGCUAAAUUGGGUGAAAAGAACAAGUUCUAUUAUGAUGAAAACCUGAAAAGAUGGGUAGAGGAAGGUGCAGAACCUCCAGCUGAAGAAACUGCACUGGCACCACCUCCAACAACUGCAACUUUCCAGAAUGGUUUAACUGAUUACAACUUGAAAUCUGCAUUGAAGACAGAAGGAACGCUUUCUAAAGAUAAAACUUCAAAUCCUGAACUUACUCCAGGGUUCCCACCUAUACCACCUAGCACAGGUCAUUUCUCCGCCCGUGGCCGCGUUGGUAUUCGAUCAAGGUAUGUUGACACCUUCAACCAAGGCGGUGGAAAUUCUACAAACAUGUUUCAGUCACCAUCUAUUCCAACUGCGAAACCUAUUGUUGCUGCCAAUGCCAAGUUUUUUAUUCCUGCUCCCGCGCCAUCAUUAAAUGAGCAGACAAUGGAGGCUAUAGAUGAAAACAACCAUGAAGAUAAUUUAGCUUAUGAAAAUCCUUCAACAUCAUAUAGUAAUGAUUGGUCAUUCCAAUCCCCCAAACCCCCACCACCAUUGGCCAGACAAAGGUGUCCGAGUGUGGGCAACUUUGCAGACCAUGGAGCAGUGGUGAAUGGCAGUAACUGUAAUUCUCCUCACUCACGACGGACAGUUUCAUGGGGUGGGAGUCCUGGUUGUCCAUUUAGUCCCACAAAAACACGUGAAAUUAUGCCUCUGGGGGAAGCUUUGGGAAUGCCGCCAUCAACAUAUAUGUCUGACGAUGUUUCUCUUAUGCGUUCGCCUAUGGGGAGUGGGAGUUUUGGAGAAGAUCUUCAUGAGGUUGAUCUUUGAGCAUAUAAUUAAGCUGUAAAUACCAAAUUUUGUUAAUGUCACCACUCAUCAGAGUACUUAGGACGUCCUGCUGCAUUCUUUUGAUGCUCCUAUUGCCGGCAUGCAUCAGGUGAAAUUCAUGAAAAAGGAAAAGACAUCUUCCCCUGACAAUUUUUUCGCCCCAUCCCUUGUUUUUGUUUUAAAUGCCAAGGGAGUUAACACUAGCCACCGUCUAAGGCUAAGGAACUGGUGUCUUUGUAGCAAGGGAUAUACCACAUAGAUGAGUAGUAGUGCCACUCAUUUGUUCAUUCUAUUAAACAAGGAAACACAAUAUGUUCCUCGAGGAAAAUAGGCCUCCACAUAUCAAAGGACAAAAGCAUAGUCUAUGGAAUGUGAAUGUGAAAUAGUCUAAGUUUUGCCCCUCUUGUAAUUGUUCCAGUUAUGAAAUGGAAUUUAAUUUACAUGAG
Trifolium pratense (red clover) is the source of this 4927-nucleotide messenger RNA. RefSeq names its product protein transport protein SEC16B homolog. Lineage: Eukaryota; Viridiplantae; Streptophyta; Magnoliopsida; Fabales; Fabaceae. Gene Ontology annotation, cellular component: endoplasmic reticulum exit site; ER to Golgi transport vesicle membrane. The record is from RefSeq and is a predicted model, not a curated record. The transcript is spliced from 14 exons. Bases 267 to 4481 code for a protein of 1404 amino acids. Gene Ontology annotation, biological process: COPII vesicle coat assembly; autophagy; Golgi organization.